Aureobasidium namibiae CBS 147.97 is the source of this 1485-nucleotide messenger RNA. Its product is annotated as MFS general substrate transporter. Gene Ontology annotation, biological process: transmembrane transport. The transcript has 3 exons. The record is from RefSeq and is a predicted model, not a curated record. Gene Ontology annotation, molecular function: transmembrane transporter activity. Gene Ontology annotation, cellular component: membrane. Lineage: Eukaryota; Fungi; Ascomycota; Dothideomycetes; Dothideales; Saccotheciaceae. The coding region runs from base 1 to 1485 and encodes 494 amino acids.
AUGACAGAGGAAAAGCACAACCCUCCUGUCCAGGAGAAGGGCACCGUCGAUCUCUACGAGACUGUGUCGACCUCUUCGGACUCGGAGCAAGAACAUCUUUUCGAUGAAAAGGCAACUGCUCGUCUUGUACGAAAGAUCGACUUGCGACUGUUGCCCUUCCUUGCCCUGUUGUACCUCCUAUCUUUCCUCGAUCGUACCAACAUCGGCAAUGCUCGUCUUGCUGGUCUCGAGAAGAGUCUCAAGAUGACUGGUCUCGAUUACAACAUUGCUUUGGCCAUCUUCUUCCCCUUCUACGUGCUCGCUGAAAUUCCGAGUAACAUGAUGAUGAAGCGUACUCGCCCCGCACUUUGGAUCCCCUUCAUCAUGGUUGUCUGGGGUAUUUGCACCACUCUUCUUGGUGUUGUAAAGAACUACCACGGACUUCUCGCUGCUCGUGCCGCUCUUGGUCUCGCCGAGGGUGGUCUCUUCCCUGGUGUCACUUUCUACAUCACCAUGUGGUACCGUCGUCACGAGUGUGGUCUCCGCAUGGCCAUCUUCUUCUCUGCUGCAACCUGCGCUGGUGCUUUCGGUGGUCUUCUCGCCCGUGGUAUCAUCGAGAUGGAAGGUGUCGGUGGUCUUCCCGGCUGGGCCUGGAUCUUCAUCCUCGAAGGUCUUCUCACCUUCAUCGUCGCCAUUGUUGCCUUCUUCUACAUGAACGACUACCCCCAGACCGCCAAGUUCUUGACCGAGACCGAAAAGAAGGAAAUUUCUCGCCGCCUCGAAGAGGACCGCAGCUCGCUCGCCGACGAGUACGGUACCAAAUACUUCAAACAUGCCAUGUCAGACUGGAAGAUUUGGUGCCACAUGUUCAUUACCUUCGGCAUUUACACCCCUCUUUACAGUUUCUCGCUUUUCCUGCCAACUAUCGUCAAGACUCUCGGCUACAGCAACGAAAAGGCUCAACUUAUGAGUGUCCCUCCCUACAUUGUUGCUUGCUUCUGCUGUAUCACCGGCGGAUACUUUGCCGAUAAGCUGCGCACUCGCGGUGUCUUCAUGAUCGGUUUCACCCUCACCGCCAUGCUCGGUGUCAUCCUCCAGAUCGCUUCCAACAACCCUCACGUCAAGUACGCCGGUGUCUUCCUCUUCGCUUGCGGUAUCUACCCCAACGUUCCUCAAGGUGUCGCCUGGAACGGCAACAACAUCGGUGGUUCCACCAAGCGCGGUGUCGGUAUCGCCAUGCACGUCGGUUUCGGUAACCUCGGAGGUAUCCUUGCUUCUUUCGUCUACCUCAAGAAGGACUCGCCCAAGUUCCACACUGGUCACUUCAUCCUUCUUGGCUUGAUGAGCAUGUCUCUCAUCCUUCAGAUCCUCAUGACCAUCUACCUCCGUCGCGAGAACGCUCGCAGAGAUGCCGAGUACAAGCGUCCAGAGGAGUACACCGUUGCUGAGAAGGAGCUUGAGCGCGAGCGUGGCGACAAUGCCAGUUUCUUCCGCUACACUGUUUAA